Messenger RNA from Harpegnathos saltator (Jerdon's jumping ant), 2032 nucleotides. RefSeq lists its product as uncharacterized. Gene Ontology annotation, molecular function: olfactory receptor activity; odorant binding. Gene Ontology annotation, biological process: sensory perception of smell; detection of chemical stimulus involved in sensory perception of smell. The record is from RefSeq and is a predicted model, not a curated record. Lineage: Eukaryota; Metazoa; Arthropoda; Insecta; Hymenoptera; Formicidae. The coding region runs from base 673 to 1854 and encodes 393 amino acids. The transcript has 9 exons. Gene Ontology annotation, cellular component: plasma membrane.
UAUUCAUCUUAACUAUUCAAUUGUGUCUUAAUCUUAACAUCUUAAAUAUUCAAUUGUAUCUUAAUCUUAAUAGAACAUCGCGUUUAUUAAGAUAGGUAUUCAAGAAAAAUGUAAGUAAUAUUUAUUUAAGGAAAGACGUUAUUUAAAACAGGAGAAUGACCUGUAGGUAAAAAGUAGCAGUAAGGCAACAGGAUUACAAACAUUGCGAGAACAUAAAAGUGGCUAUAAAGUGAGGAUAUUCAGCAUGAAAUGCGAUAUGUACUUCGUCGAUGAAUCGAUAACUGGUAUGUCGGUUUCUAAGGCAGAAGACACCCCACCAAAGAAUCGAACAUAAUUUGCGGAUGAUUACGAAGAGAAAAAUGAAGAGAGGGAAUAUUAUCGCUGCGGAAAGUGACCGAUCUUUUUUUUCAUGAGAAAGGAACAUCCGUGGGUGUUCCUCCGAUAUAAAAUCAAUUAUUUAACCACAUAUUUCUUUCGAAAGGAGAAAAUUGUCAAAUUGCACAUCAUUAUAUAUAUAAGGCUAUUCGUUAUAGAUUGGCCGUAAUUUUACGGCGCCGCGGUUUGCUAUAAAGAACAAAUUACGAAAUGCGCGAUCGAUUGUUGGAAAAGAGGGGAUAAACGGAGCCUUGACAACUUCUUCGCGAUCAGACGCAUCCUGGUACUCAAAGAGAGAUGAUCUGCGUAAAAUCGUUGCAACUCGAUCUAAAUCGAGCUCUCUUGCUAAUGGUGGGUUUAUGGCCUUAUAAGCAAUCCAAAUUUGCCAGAGUGCAAUUGAUCGUAUUCUACAUUAUCUUAAUAAGCAGUAUUAUAUUUCAGUUUACGACGUUCAUCACGGCAGAAUGCAAUUCACAGAUGGUCAUUGAGAUUCUCUCAAACGCAUUCUUCUUCAUUACCCUUGCAAUUAAAUACAAUAUGUUCAAUUUUAACAUGGAUACUGUGAAAUAUCUACUGGAGGUUCUCCAAUAUACCUACAACGAGCUGAGGGACGAUGGAGAAAUCGCGAUCAUAAAAAAAUACGGGACUAUCGCGAAACGUUAUACCUAUGCGCUUACGAUACUGUCCGUGUUUGGAAUUUUUUCCGUUAUGCUUCUGCCGUUUUGGCCGCGUUUUCUCGACAACGUGUUCUCCAUGAACGAAUCUCGAUCACAUGUCUCGCUAUACAUCGUUACGGAGUACUUUGUCAAUCAGGAGAAAUACUUCUAUUUAAUUCUACUGCAUGUAAACUCCGCGUUUUGCAUAGGCUGGAUUGCAUUGCUGGCGGUAGGAACAAUGACUAUUGCGUGUUGGCAAUAUGCCUGCGGGAUGUUUCAAAUCGCUAGUUACCGUAUGGAACAGGCUAUGAUGGACGACGCUCUAAAAAUAAACGAUACGUACAACAUUGGCUUGAAAAGGAUAAUCUGUGGCAUUGAUAUGCAUCGCAAAGCUCUGGCGUUUGUAAAAUAUUUCUUAUCCAAAAUCGAGGUAUCUUAUUUCUUUCUAAUGACAGGCGUAGUGAUUACCUUGAGUCUCAAUCUCUAUCGAGUUUUUGACGGUUUAUCAUCUGGAGUUGAUAUCGAAAAGUUAAUAUCACCUGCUGUGUUUUUGGCUACCAACUAUGUAUUGAUGUUCCUUUCCAACUAUACUGCACAACAAGUUAAGGAUCAUAAUGAUCUCUUAUUCAUUACAGCAUAUAAUAUUCAAUGGUAUGUAACACCCUUAUAUAUACAGAGAAUAAUAUUAUUCCUGCUCCAAAAGGGUAUUAAAUCGUUCAACAUGAAUCUCGUUGGACUAAUGGUGGGAUCUCUGGAGGGUUUCAGCACGUUGGCGAGCGCAUCAAUAUCUUACUUCGCUGUUAUAUAUUCUGUGAGACAAUGAUUUAUGAGUUAUGAACUGAUGCCAUAACAUCUAAUGAUAUUAGUUCUAAAUAUAUAUAUCAUAUAAGUUAAAAUUGAUAGAAUACGUAGACUUCGAUAUAAUUAGUAUAGGAUUAAAUGACGUUCAACGUCUCAGUAAUAAAGAUUUCUUUAAAUCCUGAUCGAUUUUAUCAUCUAUG